UUCUAACGGGGCAUAGUAGGGUUAGCAGUCACAAAGGAUAUUUAAAACUCCAACGCAGAAGAAGGAAGUGAAAGAGACAGUCAGAGCAGUUGUGAAGGCAGCACUCACAAUGGCGGCUCCAAUUCUGUCUUUCCCGAUUCCACUCACAGAAAAUCGAACAACGGUUAUAAGAACUUGAUUUUUAGUGAUUCUCCUCAGGAACGGAUACAUCAGAAGAAGAAGUGAAGGCAGCACUCACAAUGGCGGCUCCAAUUCUGUCUUUCCCGAUUCCACUCACAGAAAAUCGAACAACGGUUAUAAGAACUUGAUUUUUAGUGAUUCUCCUCAGGAACGGAUACAUCAGAAGAAGAAUCGCAUGAUUGCGACAUCAUCAAUAAAAAUAAUACACAAUAGAUAUUUUAAGGAGAGCGCGAGAGAUGUAAUAGCAAACUGAGUCGUGUGAGCAGAGGUAUAUUGGCUUCCAUUAAUGGUGAUGAGGUUGCCGUGAUUCAGGCAGAGGGCAGAAUUUUGAAAUUUUCUUAGGUGUUGUAUUUCCUCAUUGCAUAUGGCACUGGUUGUGGUGGUGCUUGUAAUUUGGUAAUUUUGUGAAGAACUGCUUGGAUUUGUUGUCUGUUCUCAAGCCCCUGACCCUCGACUGCAUGAGUUACAGCUCUCUUACAAAGGUCGUCCUCUAGUCAGUUUUCUUUUUCUUGUUAUACUCCAGUCCUGUUGCCUCCGGUGUUCGUCGAAUCUCUUUCUAGUAUUAAAGAACACGAGUAGGGGGAUGGGGCUCUCUUUCUGGUUCUCUCUGCAUAUAUAGGCGUUUUCUUCUAGGAAUUGGACUGAGCUCUGUCAGUGUCUGCGUAGUCUCCUUUUAAUCUACCUGCUCCCGAUGUCCGAUCUCGCUACCAGUGGAAUGGCAGAAAUGAAAGAGAAGUCACCUUUGCCGAUGUAUAGCGAAGAGGGAGAGACGUCGACAUCUGCUGGAAUUUUGUCACUGCAUAUUCAAAAUGAGGGUGAAGGUAUGAAUGCAAGCGCAGUUGUGGAAACGCUUUCUCCUAAUCUGUUUCGGGUUAUGCGCAUUGUCUCAGACAAGCAGGAUUACAGCUUUGUUGAAAAGGUUCAGCUUCCGCACACUGAAGUUCUGAGCCUCUGUAAUAAGCUUGUGCCCUCUUCGGCUUCUGCCUACCUAGGUGAGCCCCCGCGCAUUAGUAUCAAUUUCAAUUCACUAAAUCAACAAUGCUUACCUGCAGUUGGGUUCUAUGGAGACAAGACCAUGAUCACACGCAUUUUCAGAAAGGAAAGUCUGGUGGAUGGCUGUGUUCUUGCAGAGAUGGAAGGAAGACUGUUGGAGCCUGGAUUAUAUGUCAGUCUUCCUGAAGAAGGAUGCACCGUGGUGGUUUUCUACUGGCAUGAAGGUGAGCAUUUUAAGCAGGCCUCUAGGAAAGACGCGUCUUGCAAUUUCAUCAGGUACCUGGUUGAACUUUGUGAUAGUGUGUAUGUCUGUAUGGAGGGAAGCUAUCCUUUUCAAGCUCUGGCUGCCUCUGCAACAAGCGCUAGCUCAAAAGCUAAGCGCACCAGAAGGAUUCAAGUCUCAAGUGUGAAGAACUCCGAGAAUGACGUGGAGCUCUUCCCUGGAUAUAGUCUCAGAAUUGACGGAGGAGCGAACGGUAGGAAAUUUUCGGCAGGAGCGACUGCAAAUGUUGCAGCUGUCAACAAUUAUUAUAGAACAGUGGUAUUCUGUGAAGGGUAUCAGCAUUGUUGUUUCUUGACAACAGAGAAAAGAAGUCCACGGACUUCUAAAAAACAAGAAGAGCUGUCUAUGAAAGCUUCUGAGUUUGCCAAUACGCUUAAAACCUGGUCGUCGGCGUGUAAUGUUGAUUACUCUAGACUGAGUAAUGAACAAUUCAUAAAUCUCCUUGAAUGUUGUCAGCCGCAAGAGCUUGAAAAGCACUCAAAGUUGAAGGAAUCUUUGAAGAUGAGAGAGUCAGCCAGGAGCUUUGCGCAAGUGGAGGAUUUUGAAAGAUGUUUUCUUCAAGUUCUUCCGGAAUUUUGCAAUCAUGUUCUCCUUUUCCUGGGCGGCCGAACCAGCACAGCAAAUGAUUUAGACGGGCACACAAAUUUAGAGAACACAAAAGAGUUGUAUUCAUGCUCUGACAUGGAGGUUGACGGCAACAAAUUUGAUGAAAUGCAUCGAGAACUUUCAAUGAUUUUGGCAGGGGAGGAUGCCGUUUGUAAUGGAGAUCAGAGGGUGUUGUUGCUGGGAUCAGAAAUAAAAUUUAUACGUAGUGACUGGGAGCACAUGAUUACCGUUGAAGGCCCGAGUCAAGGAAAGGAUACAUCGCCCUUUAUCCGUUAUGGACAAGAAGUUGAUGCCAAGUGCUCUCCUCAGUGCCCCUGCUCCAGAAAGAUAAGUGGAAAGGCGAAGUUCCUGCAGCCUGUGAACGAACAUAAAGACUUACCAUUCUCAGGUGAUAAAGUUAAAUUUCUUCUGUCUAUUCCUGCCAAAUCCGGUAAUAAUGACAAGAAGGAAAUAGAAGGAACUGUUUAUCUUGUUAAUAAGACUGCUUCUUUUUCUGCGAUUCGUAGUUGGGUAGAAAACAUGGUUCCUAUUGAAUUGAGGAGCCUGGAAAGAAAUAUAGUUUUCACUAGCUUCUUGUUGGGCUCUCACCAGUCUCUUGCUUUGACAUUUAUGGAAGAACAUCUGACAACCCAAAACAAGCGCAGUCUGCCACGCAAUAUCCAAUCUGAAUUUGAAAAGUUCUCUAAUGCCCAGCCUGCUCGGCCCACAGUUGAUCAAGAGGCCCUCUUAUCUCACGACACUCUCAAAAAAGUGUGUUGUCAAGUCUACAAGGACCAGGAACGCAAGUUCAAGGAGAACAUAAAGGAGUUGUCAGCUCUUGUGUUUAAGAAGAAGAAGGUGAACUUGGGCAAGGCGGAGCAGAGGCGAUCCAGAGAAGCCGAGGAUGAGUUUUUACAGGAAUAUAAGAAAAAGAUGUCCACGGUAAACAAUGACAACUUGGUGACCAGGUAUAUUGAAGAAGUAAGGACCACUAAACCUUCGUGGUAUUCAUAUUCGCGUCAAGUGGAGCUGAAGGUGAAGCUGUCGAUUGAGGAGGAACAUCCGUUCGCCAUUGUUUACAAAGUUUGUGAAUUGAUUCCAAUGAGAAAAGACAUAUCUGAGUUUAAUAGCAACUGUGGGCGUCCAAUUAUCCCAACAUACGGAGAAUCAGUAGAGUUAGCAACCAUUAAUCCUCAGCAUGAAAGAUUAUUUAAGGUUGUCAUCCUUAAGUCGGGAGAGCUGAUGGUUUUUCUUCACAAUUUUACAGAUCCCUCGUUGAGUCUGUACCGUUAUCCCAAAGUAGGUUUCAACAACAUGGGCCCUCCUAUUCAUACAUUCAGAAGGGGAUUCGAUUUGUUGGCUGUAGAUGAAGCUACCAGAUCCAUGGCUCUCUAUGAAAAAGAAAGGUCAAAGACUGUAAUAUAUAAGUUUGAUGAGUCAUUUCGGAAGGUCUACUGGACUGGAGUUGAGGUUAAUUUAGAAUCAUAUAAGGGGAGCAAGAUCAUUACAUGGAUGCAUUUAAUUCCGGGGAAAAUGGAGCUGCUCUUGGUUGAUGACACCAACAAAGCAAGAGUGGCUGAAAUCCACGAGAGGCCUAUGAUGAGGGCAAAGCAUAUCUCUCUUCCUUCGCAGCCACACUCCUUGAGAGCAUGCGUUUCUGUUGACGGCUAUUUCUUCAUUGUCUUCAGGCAGUUGCAACGUCAGGGUGAAGAUUUUGAUAUUAAGGGCGCAAGGCAUGCAAGUCCUGAAAACAUGCUUGACAUUUAUGUUUUGGGUGACACCAUGAGCUACUUGAAGACAAUCCCUUUGAAUGCAAGAGAAUGCAGCAUAUCUGAUUUGGAACAACUCGAGGCGAAAUUUACGGUCUUUGGAUCACAAAGUCAGCUUUUGCUAUAUAGCCUUGUCGAUGCUCCUGAUUGUAUCCUAUCCCAUGUCCUGAAAACUGCUUUAGCUAGAGAAGUUGUGCAGUUGCAGCAAGUAGAUCGGAUUAAAGCUCCUGAAGAUGAAACAGAAAUCACUGGGUCGUGCCCCUAUUUGGGUUACAUUUAUCACAUUUUCGACAAGUUUGCAAUAACACCUAAGUUGUUUCCAGAUGCUAAGAAGUGCAUUGCAUUCAAAGUGGUACUGGAGAGUAGUAGAUCAGUUAACUGCAAUGGUGAGGGAUGUGUCACUUAUUUAGAAGCACUUGUUAGACAACUGAAGGCCGGAAAAGACAAAGAUUUUUCAGGUAUGAAGAUUCAAUUUGAAGUUAAUAAUGUAGAGAAUUGCUCAAUUUCAGCUGUAGCAGAGCAGCAGAAACAUGUGAAAAUGGGAAUGUGGGUUCGGAAGCUUGUUUCCCUCGUUCCCAUCCAAAUAGCUCGUGCAGAAAACAAUGCAAUGGUAGCUCUUAAGGAUGGACUUCAAAUACCCCCUGAUGUUAGCUAUGUGGACAGCAUAUCACUUGCUUACUCUAUACGCUUUGGGUUCUAUGAUGCGGUUCUAAGCAGUUGGAAGGGCAAGAUUAAGGUCAUAUCUUCCAUGGGAAAGCAAAGUAGCGGAAAGUCAUAUUUGUUAAAUCAUCUAUCUGGGUCUCUUCUUGAUGUUGCAGGUGGCAGAUGCACAGAUGGUGUGUGGAUGACCAUUGCAACGGGCGAAGACGGAGAUGGCAGCGAGGGAAGCAGCUGCUUGUAUGUGCUCUUAGACUUCGAGGGGCUCGGCAGUUUUGAGAGAAGUGAACAAGAGGAUAUGCUUCUCUCUGUUCUCAACGCCGCUGUCAGCAACAUCACAAUAUUCAACAAAAAGGAUUUUCACUUAGAUAAGGACACAGAAGCCGCUUUCAGCCGGUUCCAGAGUGGGAUCAACUUACUGAAGCAGGACAGAAAGUUAUUUAAAGGUCUAUUUUACAUUGCCAUCAAGGAUGUGGACACGUCCGAUGUAGAAGAUCUUAUGCAAGAAUUUCAUCAGAAGAUUUCUCAAAUAUGCAGCAAAUCGCAAGAGAAUUUCAUUUUAAAAAUGUACGACGGGAAGGUCGAGAUUGCUGCUAUGGCUCCUUAUAAUAGAUCUGAGUAUUACAGAGAGAGCUUGAGUGAGCUAGCAGAAACGGUGGCAGAAAGAAUCGAUUCUUGCUAUGCCAGUGGUAUCACCUUCAUGAGGGAUCUGAAGCUUAUUAUAGCUCAAAUUGCAGCCAAAGACUGGACCUCUAUUGACAGCAAGCGAGUUGCUGUGACAGUUGAUAUUCUGAGGAGAAAUCUUAUGUCUGCGGUCCACGUGGGAUGCCUUUCUGUGACAAAUGCAAAUGAAGAAUUACGGGUAUUGGAUAAUUUCGACACACAGGAAGAAGUUCUUGAUUUUCCUGUUGUUGUCGGUGAUUCUUCAUGGAACAUAAGAGAUUCAGGAUUGUAUCUCUCGCCGUGUACAGAGUCAGAAACUCCACUUACUAUAAGAGACAUUUUUUCUGAAGUCGGGUCAAAACUAGAGAUGGUUUUACCCAGGAACGGUAGCAACGGCGAGGAUUGGCAUUCUUCAUUUGAGAGGUUCUUGGAGGCACUGGCAGACAGAAGGCACGCCAGAGUUCAACAGUGGAUAAGUUCAAACACCACAGACUUCUCUGAUAAUGAUGAGGUGCAAAGAUUGCAACUAGAGGCUGAUGUAGCUCUUGGCAAAGUAAAGCAAGGGCUAAUAGUUUGUGGAUGUAAAUGUUCCGUUUGCUUCUGGAGGUGUGUGAUGGAGAAAGGCCACGGUGAUCAACAUUCUUGCAUGGGGAGCCAUUCGUGUACAGAAAAUUGCAGUUAUUGUGCUCGAGAAGGAGACAGCUUAAACUUAUGCGGGGAUUUAGCAGGGCAUGAAGGAAAUCACAACUGCAAAAAGAAAAAUCAUACAUGUGGCGAGAGCUGUUACUUAUAUGGGACGUCUUCAAAUUGUAAUGACCGAUGUUCUCUGGGGCCAGGGCACCCUGGCCAGCACAAGUGCAAUUCUCCUCAACACAUGUGCAGCGCAAAAUGUUCUCUUCCAAGCUGCAAUAAUCCCUGUGCUGUGGCUAUUGAAUCCAACCAUGAAACGCAUCAGUGCCAUGAGAGAUAUUGCCAGAGCAAAUGCAUGAUAGAUGAGUGCAGCAGGACAUGUGGGGUUAAAGACCAUUUCCAUGAUUUGGAUCAAAAUGCAGAGCACUUGUGUGGUAAUGAGCAUGCUUGCAGCCAUGAAUGCGAGAUGCCGGGAAUAUGUGAAAUCUUCACUGAGCUUGUCAAACAAACCCGGGUUUUUCAGGGCCAACGGGGAUCUUUUGAGUAUGAACUUGUGUCGGAGCAAAAUGGCCUGCGCAAAUGCUGCUGCAUUCCCAUUCCUCCCUACGAAAGAAAUCAUCAAGGUCCGCAUGUUCACACAAAAAAAGAAGAUUCUGUGCACUAUUGUGACACCAGAUGCCAAUCUUGUGGUUACUUCUGCCAGCUCCCAAUUGAUCACUCAAGCUUACACGAUACAGUGCAUGGCAAUAUGAGAAAUGCAACAUUCAUUUCAGAGGGUGAAGAUAUUGAUAUUCAAGACCGCAAGUAUAAAUGGGGAGAGUUGGGGGAAGCGGAAAUGUGUAACAUGUAUUGCAAGAAACAGGGUCGGGGUCAUAUCCAUUUGGUUCCCUGCAAAGGCUCUGAGAUGUGCACUAGCAAUCUCUAUGAUGGUGCCAGGCACGAAACUGUGAAAUAUGGACCUGAUGUGCAUGUUCCCAAAGAUGAGAUGACUCAUGAGACUUAUUGGCAAUAUGUUAGGUUUGUUGAUCCUUGCACCCAAGAAGAGAGGGAAGAUUUUGACCGUUGUAAUCACUAUUGUAAAUCUGAGGAGCAUGAGGCAGAAGCGGGAGGUGCUUCUGACAAAUCAUAUUGCACUGAGAAACUCUGGCACGCACCUAUAAAGAGUAGUGGACAGAAUUUAAGUUCUGCAGGGUAUAUAACUGAUGAUGGCCAUCAUUUUGGUUGUGAUCAUUCUAAGAAUGUCCCUCACCAUGCCAUAUUUAUCAUUGACAGAUCAGGUUCGAUGGACUCCUCAGACAUUAUGCCCACUAUGGCAAAGUUCAAUAACCAUAGUUGUAGGCUUGGAUGCGUGUACGAGUCUAUUCUGAGGUUUAUACAGGCCCGCCUUAGAACAGUUUCUGAUGAUUCUGUAUCAGUGGUUCUAUUUGACACAAGUGCAUCUGUCCCAUUGGAGAUGGAAGAUUUGGAAGAAGGUGUUGUUGAUCGCCUUCUUCCGUAUUACCCAGGUGGAGGAACUACCUAUUCAUCAGGGUUGGAUGCUGCAGAGAAAAUAUUGAUGAAAGGAGCCGGGCACCACCUUGUGGACGUUAAAAAACCAGUAGUUAUCUUCCUGAGCGAUGGGGGAAACAAUGGUGGAGGGGAUCCCCUGUAUUAUGUGGACAAAAUGAAAAGAGCAGAUCCUAGAAUGAUACUUCAUACAAUUAUGUUCGGAAGGGAUCCCACAAUGAACCUCCUUAUUGAAAUGGCAAAGAAAGGAGGUGGAACCUUUGAUCAAACAUUAGAUGAGAUUCAGUUAGCCCGUAGCUUUGAGAAUCUGGCCGAAAGUUUCAAACCCCAAGUUGCAGCGUUGAUGUAAGAGGCAUCCCCUGUCUUUGAUGCUUUUUAAAGUUUUAUUUUAGCGACUAUAUGCUUUUUAAAGUUUUAUUUUAGCGACUAUCUAGCUCGCUUGUUUUAUUCAUCUGUUUAGUUUUUGAAGUUUGUUGUUCUGGUAGCCCCACUAACUAUUUAUAAAAAAUUGCUACCUGUGUAGUAGUCUUUGUUGAUACUAUUAAGCACUAUACAAUGUUUAGAGGCCAGUUUAUAAUAUGAUUGUGUGUGGUAAUUACUCUUUCUUGUUUAAUAUGAUUAUUUAUAUGGUAAUUAAA
Cryptomeria japonica (Japanese cedar) is the source of this 7904-nucleotide messenger RNA. RefSeq lists its product as uncharacterized. The transcript has 2 exons. The coding region runs from base 872 to 7615 and encodes 2247 amino acids. Lineage: Eukaryota; Viridiplantae; Streptophyta; Pinopsida; Cupressales; Cupressaceae. The record is from RefSeq and is a predicted model, not a curated record. Gene Ontology annotation, molecular function: GTPase activity; GTP binding.